AUUAAUAAAGAGGUAGCAGAAAUGAAAAUGAAGUUCAGUCACAUGGAAGACAUGAAGGAUGAUUAUCAAGAUAUGAAUAUUCACUGUGUUUUUGAUGUAACUACAAAAAUCCCAUUCAGACUGGAUCAAAACCAGGUGCUGCUUACUUUUGAAGAUGAAGAAGUUGCCCAGGGACUGAUAAAAAUUGGUAAGCAUACUGUGAACCUGGACAACAAAACAGCAGAUAUGAGAGUGAUGCCUUUUACACUUGAAAUGGGAAUCAAAUUUAAGCUCCAUGUCACUAUUUCUGGAAAGAAGAUUAAUGUUUCAGAAGUACCUGAACUAUCCAUUCCUCAAGACUGGAUGAGAGACAAAUUAGAGCUGAAUUUCUGCAAACCUGAACAGGGAGGAGGAGAAGUUGAAAACGUGAACUAUGACAAGCAGUCUAGAACAGCCGUUAUUACAUUCCUCAGACCUGGAGCAACUAACAGCUUUGUGAGAUGUACCGAAUAUCCUUUUGUUGUAAAUGGAAUGUGGUAUAGGCUUCCUGUUUCCCCAGACACCAGUGUAAAACUGGAAAACUUUCAGCUCUACUGUGGGAUUUCUAAGAAGACCAUUCUGUUGAAAGGAAUUAAAGAGAUGGAAGAUGAUGAGGAAAGUGUGCAGGACAUGAUUGAAAUCCAUUUUCAAAAGCCUAGUAAUAAUGGUGGGGAAAUAGAGAAAAUCAAGUAUGUAUCAAAAGGAGUAACAUGGGUUUGUUUUGAGGAGGAUACUUAG
Messenger RNA from Nestor notabilis (Kea), 756 nucleotides. It is a transcript of the gene NMI, whose product is annotated as N-myc (and STAT) interactor. The annotation marks the transcript as partial. The transcript is spliced from 5 exons. Lineage: Eukaryota; Metazoa; Chordata; Aves; Psittaciformes; Psittacidae. The record is from RefSeq and is a predicted model, not a curated record. Gene Ontology annotation, cellular component: cytoplasm.